GGUCCCACUUCUGGUCCCGCUGGUUCAACACCAUAUCCAUUGCCAGAACAUAAUAAUAGUUAUUUUUCACGCCCACAUUUAGAAUCAGAUUAUCCACGAACUCCAUCUUAUAGAGAUGGCAACAAUUAUAACAGUCUUAGCCCAGUUCUCGGUGCUAUGCCGACAGAAUAUGGUUAUGGUGAUCCUCCACAAAUUACAUUGCCUAAUGCACUACGCAAUACUAAUAUUCCUCCUCUUCAACAUCAAAAAUCUGAUAUACCACCGACUGGUUACCCUCAACAUCAUUCUGAAGGUAUGCCACCGCCACCACCACCGCAGACACCAGAAGAAAGAGAUAAAAAAGAUUUUGUG
Racocetra persica is the source of this 351-nucleotide messenger RNA. NCBI's taxonomy places the organism in Eukaryota, Fungi, Glomeromycota, Glomeromycetes, Diversisporales, Gigasporaceae. The record is from the annotation of a GenBank genome assembly.